AUGGCUCUCCCUCACGGAGCUGUGGAGUUUAUGGUGACGGCCGUUGUUUUUUAUGCGUUGGCCCUCGCCGCUCUGGGCUUUCGACUAUGGUCUCGACACAUCCAGAGAGCCGAUCUCGCCUUCAACGACUACGCAGUAAUCUUGGGCAUAGUAUUCUGUGCAGGCUCUAUGGGCAUGCCAUUUGCAGCCUGCAUCAAAGCGGGAUUAGGAGAACAUCUCCAAGAUAUCAUGAAGACGGAUCCUACCAAGCUCAGUCUAUUUCUCAAGCUCUUCGUUCCGGGACAGCUCUUUUGGGCCGCAUCCAAUACCUCCGUCAAGUUUUCGAUCCUGUCACUAUAUCUCCUGAUAUUUCCUAGCAAGAAGUUCCAUCGCCUCUGCUAUUCGAUCAUGGUUCUUUCUAUAUUAUAUUUCAUCAGUGUCGUGCUCGAGGCAUUCCUAGUUUGCAAGCCCGUCCAGUUCAUAUGGGACAAGACCAUCGAAGGGGGGAACUGCAAGGGCGAGAACAUUGCAUAUCUGGUCUCGGGCAUCACCAAUUUAAUCCUCGACGUCAUCAUUGUCACAAUGCCGAUGCCACUGCUUCUCGGUCUCCAUAUGUCGAUGGCCAAGCGCUUGAGCAUUGCAGCCAUGUUCGGCUUGGGUAUAGUCAUCUGCGUACUGUCGCUAUUGCGAGUGAUAUGGAUCUGGAACUGGGAUCUGACCGACCUCACCUACACCGUCGUUCCGAUCGCCAUCUGGUCGGCCCUCGAGCCAGCGUUGGGCGUGGUCAAUGCUUGUCUGCCGACUAUGAUGCCAGCACUGACCUACAUGUUCGGACCUGGUGCCUUCGGUUUCUCUCGAAGUGGCAACAGCGAGGGAUUGAGUGGCAAGUCAAAGGACGCCUUACCCAGUCACGAGUCCCGCGGGAACUUUUCAAGCAAUAGGAAGCCGGUAAACCGAGACUUUGAGCGGCUCGAGGACGAGUUUCCUCUCACCGAUAUCCAUGUCGAUUCUUCGUCCAACUUCACAAACCACAGCGGAGGUGGAAUUACAGUAACACGGAAGUGGGAGCUGAAAGAGGGGCGCUCCGAGGUUCGA
Clonostachys byssicola is the source of this 1074-nucleotide messenger RNA. NCBI's taxonomy places the organism in Eukaryota, Fungi, Ascomycota, Sordariomycetes, Hypocreales, Bionectriaceae. The record is from the annotation of a GenBank genome assembly.